UGAUAUCAAGUAUUGCGUCUUGUCCUGGAGCAAAUACUCAGACCUCAUUGUGAAGCCCUGGGCCGUCGGUGGACCCUUGUUUGAUGUUAAAUGUGACCCGCUCUGUCUUACCUCCAUUCAGUUUCCACAUUCCCUCUGCUUGGGUCACCGAGAUGCCAGCAUGACGUUCAAAGUCUUCCACGUUAAAAGUACUGGGGCCUCAUUAGAAUAUACUGUGGACCAUUCUGCCACCCACGUCAAAUGGCGUGUGAGCUCUCUUUCUCCUGUGGGACCCGUUAUUCAAAGCGAAGAGACGGUAUUCCACCACGGGGCGGUGAUCCUGUACAAAGCCAUCGACCAUAACCCGUCCUUGUCUUUUCGAGUGUACGUAGCAACCAAUAAUGAAUCCUUCAUCAAGGAUAUUUCCAAGUCUGUAAAGCACUCCUCUAAGAAAUUCAUGAAAAUCGACAAGCCUCCGGUUUGCCAGAAGUUGCUGCAGAAUGGGAAGAAGUACAGGCUGAUCAGUGAGCCAGAAGCUGAGAUCACCCCAGAGGAAAUUGAAUUUGUGGAUGGUUCACUUUUAAAAUUGAAAAGUUAUAUUGAAGUGUAUCUGGAGCAACCAGUGGAGUUUAAAUUACUCUUGGUUGAAAUGGAUUCCGAGGAAAUUGUAUGGAAGGCAAAACUGAGAGAGUGUGACUGGGUUCAGCAAAAUCGGAACCAGAACAUUUCAAAAAGCAGCACAAGUGGUAACAGGCGACGAAAAAGGAGUAACAGCAUACCCGAUGAGAUGGUCUAUGAUAAAAGAAUGAAGCAGACUGACAGUUCAGAUGGGGUGAAGACUAAAACCCUGUUAACAGACACUCAGUUGUUUAACCUUGCUGAGAAGCUGGGGAAGGAGUGGUUAAAGAUUGCCAUUGCCAACCUGAAGCUGAAUAUUAGCGAAAUCGAUGCUAUCCGGGAGAAGGAAGACAAUGUUACAAUCAGUAAGUUUAAGAUGCUGAAGAAGUGGCAAGAGAAGGAGCAGAGUAAUGCCACAGCUCAGAAUUUAUGUAACUGCUUAAAAAAUGUUGAUUCAGUUGAAGUCCAAGAUGUGCUGAGAGGCUUCUUACAGGAAACGUGAGGUUUGAAAGAUGAACUGGAAAAGGAAGCCUCAGGAACUUCCGCCUUCAAAGACUGUCUCCGUGGUAAUGAGGCACAGACUUCGGGACCCAGAGCUACACAACCUGUGGAAGCAGCUCCUUUCACAGACCGCUUGCAGCUCACAUUAUUCAGGGGCAAAGGGAAUGUGAAAUAUUUGGAAACCUUGAGGAGGGAAAAAAAGCCUCUAUAAUAUCAAGAAUUUUUUUUUUGUACCUCCCACUCUCACCAUCCCACCCGGCUUCCCCACCCAAACACAUCCACUUAUAAAGGGUGCCUAAAAUGACUCAACAGCAGUCAGGCGAGAAAUGUGGUAAUUUUCCUACUGGAGUCUGUGAACUAUGAAAUUCCUAUCAAGCGUUUGGAACAUUUUUUUUUUAGUAAUUAAGUGGCGGAGUACUUAAAUUGCACCAAUUUCACCUAGCUUUUUUGCCUCGUGUUAUUAAUGAUGAAGAGAGGCUCCUGUUCUUUUAGCUCCCACACAGUCAGACACUCAUGUGCUGCCGGGUCCAAUACGUCUUUUUAUGUGAGGUGUGAUUUCCGUGUCUCACAUUACUAACCAGUCUGGCUGGUGGUCUGUUAGACCAUUAAAUCAAUCAUGUUACCUGGCCCUAGGGUCAUUAGAAAGGAUUAUAAUCCUCUCCCCAUCCGGGCUGGUGCAAACGCUCACAGGUGGUGGCCUCAUCUUAACUGGGGAAGUUCACCUGGAUCCAUCAUCAGAGUCCCUGCAGAUUUCGUCAACCUUCUGAAAUCACCAAACACUGCAUUUCUUGACCUUGACCCUGGAUUGUUUACUUCUGGGAGGGUUGUGGGGGGGCGGGCAGUGCAGGAAUGCCACUUAGAAAUAGCCUUAGUCAGGACCAAGGAACAUUUGUCGUCUCUUCUCGAAGAGGACUUGCCCCAGGGAAUCAUGGGCCAUAUUGGCUCUUGUUAAUGGGUGAAAUCUUUCUUUUUUUUAAUAUGUCUUAAUAUGUAAUAGAUAUUGUCACUCUCCCAGAAUCAUGCGUGUGGUGAUUAACAUUUUGGAUAUGUUUUGUUAACUUAUUUGAAGAAACUAUAAAUUACCAUUAGUCCCCUGUAGACAGUAGCUGGAGAGUAAAUUUGAUCUUAAUGAAUUAAUCAGAGGAACAUACUUUAUAGCUUUGCCUGUGAAGAACAAAUUCAUUUUAUAGGGAAGAACGUAUUGAUAUUACUAAUGAUCAGGGAUCCAGUGGAAUUCAAAUCAGUGUCACUUUAUGAGUUUUUGUUUUUAAUUGUUCUAUAUUUCAGGAAACACAUGGAGUUUUAACAUUCAGAAGUGUAAAAUACUUAAAGGUCUUGAAUUUUUUAAGUGUUUAUUAUUUUUUGUAAGUUGUUUUCCAAAGAAAAUCAUAAUUUCAGAGGUGCUUUGUAUAUAAGCUGGUUUCCUAACAAUUUCCAGCCUUUUUCCUACUGUGGAUAAAGGGAAGAACAAUAAAUCUGCAUCUGUACAGUGCAAA
This is a messenger RNA of Odocoileus virginianus texanus, 2594 nucleotides long. RefSeq names its product NACHT, LRR and PYD domains-containing protein 1b allele 5-like. Gene Ontology annotation, biological process: mRNA export from nucleus; regulation of DNA-templated transcription elongation; signal transduction. Gene Ontology annotation, cellular component: THO complex part of transcription export complex. The record is from RefSeq and is a predicted model, not a curated record. Lineage: Eukaryota; Metazoa; Chordata; Mammalia; Artiodactyla; Cervidae. Gene Ontology annotation, molecular function: protein binding.